AUGGCCACCAUUCAAGAACUUGGUGAGAGAAUCGCGCGGAACUCAGCUCUGGUCAACAAGUGGCUGGCCAGCAAAAAAUGCAAAACUCCAUCCUUCGAUCGCGAUGCAGACCAAGAAUUCCCUUCGACGGCAGAUUCGCUCGAAAUAGAAGCUGCACGUCUCGCAAUCAUAGAUGAUACGAGUGCUCUGCAUGAUUUGACCAUUGGUCCUGGUGAGGUCCUACGUCGACUCUGCUGGGGUUCCAUUGACAACUCAGUGCUUCAAUGUAUCUACCAUUUUGGAAUCCUCGACACUGUCCCCAUCAAUGGCAGUGCAACCUAUAAAGAUAUCUCGUCCCAAAUCGGUCUCGCGGAACCUCAAAUCAAGGCCAUCAUACGCCAGGCGGCUGUCAAUCGUGUGAUGCGCGAAGUGGACGGCAGCAAUGGAACUCGAGUAGAGCACACAGCCUCGUCCGCACUUCUCCUUCGCAAUCAUGUCAUGAGAGAUUGGUACGGGCAUUGUGUGGAAGAGAUGUUUCCCGCCGGAGCCAAGCUCGCCGAGGCUCUUGAGAGAUACCAGGGUAGCAAGGCCCCUGAGGACAGCGCAUUCAACUUGGCUUUCAACACGAGAGAUCCGAUCUACAAAUUUCUUGAACAGCACCCGGAGCGUCAAGCUCGUUUCUUUGGUGCGAUGGAAGGAGUGGGCAAAGACCCGGGUCAUGAUCUCAGACACGUCGUCACUGGCUAUCCCUGGGCCAAGCUAGGCAAUAAUGCUACUGUCGUGGAUGUUGGUGGCUCUUCCGGCUUCCUCAGCAUCGCCCUGGCUGAAAGCCACCCAAAUCUUACAAAAUUGGUAGUCCAAGACUACAAGCAUACGGUUGAAGAGGGAGCCUCUCGGCUACCCUCACACUUGUCUGAACGGGUACAAUUUGUGCCACAUGACUUUUUUCAGCCGCAACCCACACCCAGGGCGGACGUGUAUGUGCUGCGUCAUAUUUGUCACAAUUGGUCGGUAGAAAAUUGCGCCGGCAUUCUGCGCCAGAUUGUCCCAGCUUUGAAGCCCGACAGCAAAAUAUUGCUUGUUGAGGUUGUCGUUACGCCCUCCAACGUGGAAGAAUCCAAGGUAGCCGAAAGAUACAUGAGGAACGUGGACGUCACAAUGCUCCAGAUGCUGAACACCCAGGAGCGGAGCCGAGAGGAGUGGCAGGAUGUUGUAAACGCAACUGACCCAGCGUUGGAGAUUACUGGUAUCUACAAGCCAAAAGGCAGCUGGGAUUCCAUUAUUGAGAUUUCACCGAAGACCUUGCCGAAUUAG
This is a messenger RNA of Diaporthe amygdali, 1293 nucleotides long. RefSeq lists its product as uncharacterized. Bases 1 to 1293 code for a protein of 430 amino acids. The record is from RefSeq and is a predicted model, not a curated record. Gene Ontology annotation, molecular function: O-methyltransferase activity. NCBI's taxonomy places the organism in Eukaryota, Fungi, Ascomycota, Sordariomycetes, Diaporthales, Diaporthaceae. The transcript is spliced from 4 exons.